UGUCACUCGAUGAUGUGGAGGGAUCACGGCGGACAUUCAGCUGAAGCAAACUCGCACCAUGUGUUUAUACUCCCACGCCUUCCUUUAUCCGGUAUCCAUAUCCUGCCAUUUCCUUCAGACUAUACCCUCUCCUGCAGUCCCCCAACGCACACCGAACCGUACCCUUAGUCCCUUACACCAACGCACUAUGCGACCAUCUACCGUAACGAGGAUGACCUGAUGGAGGAUUAGCGCUACUACCGCAGGAUGCUGUGGGAUAGGAAGACUUACUAUGAAGAGAGGUUGUCGAGCUUCGGGUCUUCCUUUCGGCGGCGGCGGCAUGCAAGCCAAGUCGACUCCAACAUUCUCAAACAUUCACGCAGUGGAGGGAGACAAGGAAAAGGAAGGGAACAUACCAAUCGAUCCACACCCCAUCCUCCGAUCCUCCCAUACCGCCUCCUUCCUCCUCUUUUAACCAACCCUAUCCAGCCGUCCACCCGUCCCAUCCUCCCAUACCACCUCCAUCCCUCCUCUUUCUAUCAGCCCCAAUUCAAUCCUCCACUCCUUCCCGUCGUCGUCGUCGGUCGUGGGCGACUCCGCCGGUGGGUUGUCGAGUCGUACGCGGCGAGUCUUGCGUUGCUAUCGGGCCGAGCCACUCGACGGGUGUCGCCUCGGGGGGGGGUCCGCUCGGUCGCAUCGCCAUGUCGGUCGCAGGCGGAAAGGUGUGUUUUCGAAGGGGCGACUUCACCGGUGGGUUGUCCACGAGUGAAUUGGACGCGGGGAGUCUUGCGCCUCGUCAAAGACGUGGACUUACCAAGACACCUGGCCACGUCCAGUCCACUCGACGACAACCGACCGGUGGGUGUCGCAAGGCGCGUGUCGGCAGGGUCGGCGUGUCGCAAUCGCAGUCGCAGUAGUGCCCUGAAGAGGAUGUUAGUAUACUGUUCCGACCAUAAAAUAUUUAUGUCGCUGCUGCUGCAAAUGAAUGUUAGAGAUGUUGGAGUGAUCUUGUCGUAGCGCGCCCCGCGAAUUGCCUAUGUGAGAAG
Messenger RNA from Chaetomium strumarium, 1025 nucleotides. RefSeq lists its product as uncharacterized. The transcript has a single exon. The record is from RefSeq and is a predicted model, not a curated record. The coding region runs from base 247 to 996 and encodes 249 amino acids. NCBI's taxonomy places the organism in Eukaryota, Fungi, Ascomycota, Sordariomycetes, Sordariales, Chaetomiaceae.